AUGUCCAAGCUGCCUAAGCACGGUCUGUUGACCAGGACCGCAGCCGCCUCGUCUCGCUCCACUUCGGCGGCAGCUCGUCACCUUGCUCGACCCUCCACGUCUCCCUUCACGCUUGCCACCUUCGACCGUACACCCGCGCAUCGCCAUCCGCCGCUCUACUCGAUACCCCAGACGCGGGGCGUUCACAUUUUCUAUCCGAAUGCUGCCGCGUCGCACGCGCUCAGUUAUACCGCCACCUCGUCUCUCGAGGCCUCGGCUGAAGUUGCGGGCCUUGAGGCAAGCGGUCUAUCCGUCAAUGGCAGCCUCGCAAACUCCCAAGAGGCAGCGUCGGUCUCUGCAGGAUAUGUGCCCCUCUGGAAUGCCUCUACCACCUCGCGCUUCCCUGUUUACUCACAAGCGUCCCGAUCGCUCGGCACCGACUCCCUCGAACAUCGCAUCGACAGCAUCUCGUUGUAUCCAACAGAACCCUCCAGUCCGGAUGCUUUGCGCUCGUCCUCCUUCUAUGUUCCUGUCAAUCUUCUCGGAAACAGCAGCACACCGACAGCCAAUGCACACUUUGACGAUUUCUCUAACGUAAACUCUUCCAUCGCGCCUCCUUUCGCUCCUUCUUCCAACACGAUCAGCUGGAAUCCAUCUGACACUAGCAGCUCAGCCUGGCGGUCCACCUCUUCCUCCUCGUCCAAAUCCUCUAAAUCCUCGCACAGCUCUUCUUCCUCCUCGUCUUCGCGUCCACCAACUCCGACUGUCUCGGCGCGUCCCAGCCUUGCCACGUCUACCGCACAGCAGGAUUCCACUGGCACUCAUGGUAGCGGCUCAAGCACGCCCACGCAGAACAACACUCUUUCGCCAUAUCAGAUCGAAAGCGCGCUUCUGGACUCCAACUCAAUUCUAACAACCGCAGCCCGAGGCGGCUACGACCAGCGUCGAUCAGCGUCCGCGGCUGCUACCGCCGAAUCGUCCGACGUCGCAGACUCUCCCCCGCUCUGGCCUGGCUCGUUCGCUUCACCUAAACAUGGCAAGCUGCAUUACGCAUUCGAGCACGGCGCCUACGGCAUCCCCAAGCGCCAUCCGUGGGCUGCUGUGCGUGGCAACGGCAAACGUGUGCAGGCAGCAGCACCUACCCCAGCAGCGCGGUCUGGCGCCUAUGGCAUGCUUGCUGCCGCUGCCGAUUUCCUCACGGGCUCCGCCUCCGCCUCUGGCCCUGUCGCUGCCAAAGAGAAGCUGGGAGGAGACGCCAUCGUCGGCGAAGAUGGCCGUCGUCUCGGGCUCAACUCGCCCAUUCGCGAGCAUGGCCGCAUUGUCCAAGAUCGACUGCAAUCCGUCCAAGUAGGCGAAGACGCAUACUUCCUGCGGCCGGAUUCCAUAGGAGUGGCCGACGGCGUUGGAGGUUGGGCGUCACGCGCCGGUGCCGACCCGGCGCUCUUUUCGCGCCUUCUCAUGCAUUUCUGCGCAGCUGAACUCAGCAAAUUUGAUGGGCUCAGCGCGGAUGAGUUGGCAGCUCAGGGCGGCAAGAAGCUGCGCGAGUGGGAGCAACUCGAUCCUGUUGAAGUCAUGCACGUUGCCUGGGAGCGCUGUGUGCGCGCAUCACGGCGUGAAGGCAUUCUGGGCUCUUCCACCGCUCUCCUCGCUGUGCUUCGAGGCGACGAGCUGCGCAUCGCCAAUUUGGGUGACUGUGUCCUGCUCAUCAUUCGUGCGGGAGAGCUCCUCUUUCGAUCCACCGAACAACAGCACUCGUUCAAUUUCCCAGUCCAGCUGGGCAUGAUGGGCCACACUGCCGAGAGUGUCACCAUCGCGGCCAACCGCACCUUGAACCGCGACGGCUUCCUGCAGUCAGGCGCCUCUGACGACUUGGACGACAAUGCACCCCAUCCGCUCGGCACCAGCACACCUGCUUCCAUGGACGAGGCACGCAAGCGUCGGCAAGACAUAGACGCAGCUUUGGACGGCGACGAGGUCGAAGAGGUCGAAUGGGACGAACCACGUCGUGACGCGGGUAGAUGGGCCGUGAAAGUUCAGAAAGGCGACAUCAUUAUUGUGGGCAGCGAUGGUUUGGUGGACAACCUAUUCGAUGAGGAUAUUGUGGAAGAGGUGCUUCGAUUUGCGCCUCCUCCCACCUCGCACCAGCCCAUUCCGGAUUCCGAAGCAGUCUCACUGGAAGACGGGGAGCGUCCUAUCGAGGGCGAGCACGAGUAUCGCUUGCCAGACGACUUUUGCCCCCAGCUGGUAUCCGAGGCGCUCUGUUCGCGCGCAAAGGCUGUGUCAGAAGACUCGCGAGCCGUCAGCUCCCCCUUCCAGCAGCGUGCCAUGGAAGAGGGUUUGCACUACGUCGGUGGUAAGCACGACGACAUCUCGGUCGUGGUAGCCGUUGUAGGUGAUCCUUCUGAACAGCUGUCCCGGGCUGGAUCUUCCAUGGGAUCUGGAUCCAAGCAAGACGCCGACCCCGCAGGACUCGCAAGCACGGCGCAGCACCCAACGCCAAUCUCGAUGUGA
Sporisorium graminicola is the source of this 2490-nucleotide messenger RNA. RefSeq lists its product as uncharacterized. The record is from RefSeq and is a predicted model, not a curated record. The transcript has a single exon. Lineage: Eukaryota; Fungi; Basidiomycota; Ustilaginomycetes; Ustilaginales; Ustilaginaceae. The coding region runs from base 1 to 2490 and encodes 829 amino acids.